UAAACUCCGGGCAACGCACUAAGCAAACACUACGUCAAAAGAUACUGUAAGUGAAAUGUGUGUCUAUCCCAUGUCUUUAUAUGUGCACGUCGCCAUGGGACUGCGAGGAUCUAAACAACCAGAAGCCCACGUUCUCCUCCUGGGCCUGGACAACGCUGGGAAAUCGACUCUCCUCUACAAACUGAAACACAACGCGUGCGUCAGCACCGUGCCUACCAUCGGCUUCAACGUGGAAAUGUUUGAGGCGAGAAAGAACAGGAAGAACAUCUCCUUAACCGUGUGGGAUGUCGGUGGCCAGGGAAAGAUGCGCGAGCACUGGACGAGUUUCUACCAGGACGCGGAAGCUGUGGUGUUUGUUGUGGACAGCUCGAGCAGGGGGCGCCUGGAGGAAGCGCGGCGGGAGCUGGAGAACACACUGAGGAGUGAGCAGCUGCGGGGCCGUCCGCUGGUUCUUCUCGCCAACAAACAGGACGUGAACGGCGCUCUGACUGUCACUGAAAUCAAGGACACGUUUAACCUGAAAAAGAUUUGCUCUGAUCGGGAUUGGUUCGUGCAGCCUUGUUCCGCAUCGACAGGAUUUGGAGUUGAAGAGGCCUUCAGACGAGUGGUCCAGAUGGUCAAAUAAAACAUAAUAAAACAUGUAGCCUACUGUAUAUGAAAUGUGUUCUUUUCAAACCACUGACAAUAUGACGAAUUGUUGUUGUUUUUUUAAAUAAGUUCGUAGAUCUAAAUUGCUUUAUAUCAAUUCAAUUAAAGAGAUCAGACCUUUUGGUUAAGUCUAUAGGCCUACAUUUCUUUAAUGCGCAUGGAGGCCCACAGUGUACAGGGACUACAGAAUCUUGCAAGCUACUUACGUUAGAGUGAGUGAAGAUAUUAGGCUACGUCUUGUGACACUAUUAUGGAUACCACAGGAAACACAAGAUACCAUGACGUCUAUUGCUGUGCAUUAAAAAACCACAGACAUACUCGUUAAUGUAGAAAUGAUGUUAGCGGUGUGCUGCAUCUUCUUUCAAUUAUUAAACAGAAUUCAAUUGCCUCACUAAGCCACGGGAAUUUACAUUAUUACGUUAAACUCUUGGAUGCAUAGAGGGAGGCAUCUCACUGACGCAGGAUCAGCAAGAUAAGUAACAAAGACAAGUGCACGUAGAGUUUGGUGAUAUAGAGGCUGCUGCAGUUGU
Molecule: messenger RNA, 1178 nt
Organism: Sander lucioperca (pikeperch)
Lineage: Eukaryota; Metazoa; Chordata; Actinopteri; Perciformes; Percidae
Gene: arl14
Product: ADP-ribosylation factor-like 14
Exons: 1
Coding region: 56-625 (189 amino acids)
Biological process (GO): intracellular protein transport; vesicle-mediated transport
Cellular component (GO): cytoplasm
Molecular function (GO): GTPase activity; GTP binding
Source: RefSeq, a predicted model, not a curated record